ACAUCAGUGGCAGCAAUGAGGCUCCAACAUAUAACAGGAUCUUCCUUCCAUGUAACCGGAUCUGGGAAUGCUUCAUUCACAGGAGGACAUGAUGGCUGCCAUCCCUGGGCUCCCCACUAUGCAUUUGAAACUUCAAGGUUUCUUUCCAUGUCCUGAAAUGGGAUCUGUCAGCUCCUGAGCUUUAAUGUAAAUCUCACUCUCUGUGUUGAAAGCACUGUGUAGGUUACUUGGUUUGGGCUUUCCCCAGUGUGCGUAUUUGACUGGAGGGCUCACAGAGUUAAUCUGUAAGUGUGGUACUGCAGAUGCUUGGAACUCCACCCCACACUUUAGGCCAAGCGGGAGGGAGAGACAGGAGGAAGAGAGUCAGGGUGACAGUCCUGUUGUGGGACCCCCAGAAAUAGGGGCUGGGAGUCCCUGAGUGAUGAUCAACAUGGGGGAAGUGCAGUGGGGGCAUUUGAGAGGUGAGGAAAAUGGGAAUGAUGGAGGAGCAUACGUCUUUGGGAAAAGGAGACUAGCAGGUGGAAACACCCCAGGGCAAGAGGAACAGCAAUGCCUUUGCAGCAGGGAGGUGGUUUGGGGAUAAGUAUCCUGACAGAGCACUGGAUGUUUUGUGGGGAUCCUCUGCCUACAUGCAUGUCCUCAGCCCCACCAGCUCACAAGACAAAGUAUCUUCUCAGCCCUAGAUCCUACACUUGCACUUCUGAGAGUUGCCUACUGGGAACAGUGAGGAUUUCAGGUGCCUUCUCCUUGCUAGGUCUUUCCACUGUGGAGCUCAGAUGUGGACUGGAGUGAGCCUUGGCUUUAAUUUUCCCCUCUGCUGUGGGUCAUGGCACUGCAUCACAGCUUUCCAUCCCUUCCAGCUGCCCUGCUGCUGGACACUUGUCUCUCCAACUCCCAUGUCUGCAUCCCAGCCCUGGUCCUCACCUGGGGUGUGUGAGAGGCAGAGGGUCAGCUAAAGUGGGAUAUGGAGAGAUGUCCUGCUGUUGGACCCAGCUCCCCCAGCAGGUACGAGCAGGGUGAGCGCAGCCUGCUCACGGCAAGCAGCGAGGCAGAGGGUGCUGAGCUGUCUGUGCCAUUUGUGGCUCAGGGCUGCGCUGAGAGAGAGAAGUGCUUGGCGUGCCCCCACUUGACUGGGGAUUUUUAUUUUGAGUAAGAUGGAGUGGGAAUAACUGAGCCACAGGCACAAGAAUGGCUGGCCUCUUACAGCUCCUCAGUGCAUCCCACAGCUUUCUGGCAGCCAUUCCUGCUGGCAUGGCACAGGGGUGAGGGACCAAGGGCCUGGGCACACUGGCUGGAUGGGGAAGUGAAACCAUGGCAGGUGUGGAACUUGUGGGCAGUGACCAGUAUUUGGUUGGGACUUUGGAUUGCCUGGAGCCCUGCAGUGCCCACAGUGGGGCUGAGACUAUGUUGGGGCUGCUUUGACAUUGCUGUGAUGCAAACUAUCCUCUAGGAAUGUUGCUGGCAAGGAGGGAGAUGUGCUGUAGGGCAGCUCCUCCCCUGCAGGGCAUAGGGUACCAAAGAACUAACUGUACUUGGGCUGAGGUCUAGCAUGGGGAGCUGGUGACUGCAUCCUACUGAGGACUUCAGGAGGUGGGAUGUGGAGCCUGUGGGCUCAGCUUGCCCAACAGUCACUGGUGAGGGGCAGGCACAUUUAGGGACCAAGUCCUCAGGCCUGUAUCAGAGGACCACAGCUGCCUAGUGGGGGCACCUGGUACUCUGUCAGCUUGAGCCAGAGAACCCUUUGGAUUUUUUUGUCCUCCCCUCCCAGCCUUGAUCCAGGACAGUGGGCAGUAGAGGCUUCCCUAGAAGGAGUCCAGAUGCUGUAGCUGCUGGAAGGACAUGACUCCAGCAGUAAAGUCCUAUUAGGGAUCUCCUGGGUAGGGCAGGUCACUGAGGGAAGUGUUGCUUCCCUCAGCUGAGAGCCAGCCAACAACUGUGGCUGUCCCCUUUCUUUCCUAUGGAGUGAAGAGAAAGAGGAUGGGACUUUUGUUCAGUAGGAAGGGAAGAAAUCCACCUACAGCACUGAAAUACAUCUCUUCAGGUCUCAAGCAUCAGGCAUUGAUGGGUGGGUAUUGGUGGCAGAACAUUUCUCCUGCUCCUGAUCAGGAAUGCUUAAGACUAUUAAAGGGUUUUCUAAGUCCUUUCCAAUGGUUGAGGACCAGGCUUGCUUGGUGUGACCUGCUUUGCCCAUGCCCUGCACAUUUACUGAGCAGAACCAGAUCUGAACCCUGGAGAAUGAGAGAUGGUGCUGAGGAGCCACAGGUCCAGGUCUGUGUUGGACAGGAUGCAGAGCAAGGUGACGGAGAGCACUGUCAGUAGGGGUGAAGAACAUACAGCAGUUGGCCUGCUUGCAGAGCAGUCACUGGCAGGACGUGUCCUUGGACCAGUGGGAGCUUUUAAAAGGGGAAACAUCAGUACCCUUUCACUCUUUUCUCCUCUUGUCCUUUGUAUUUUCAAUCCAAGCCGGAUCUGUGCCCCUGGGAUUGAGUCUUGUAAAGAUCUGUGUGCAGGAAAGUCUCCUGUAGACACUGGAGGAGGCCGAGGGGGCUUUUCAGUGUAGGCAAAGGAAGGAGCAGACUGGGGGACAUGCCUGGGCUGGGGGCAACAUGCAGGUGGGCAGGGGAGGAGUGAGGAUCCAGGAGGUCAGGCUGGGACACAGUACCGCUGCGUACGAGGUGCUGCGUGGCUGAGGCACACGAGGGGCUGCGGGGAUUUCGGAAGCAUAUUUCGGAGGAGAGGGGUAGUUUGAGGGCACAUUGCAAAGGCAGGCAGGGGUAGGGCUUGGUCUCUUGCUCUCCUCCUCCCUGGUGAAGAUCCGCCCCAGGCCAAGCACAGCGAUUGUGAGCCCCAAGGGAGACGACGCAGCUUGACAGACUGUAUCUCCCUCUGCCACGGGGCCUGGGGCGCUGCGAUUUCACACUCCGGCGGCCCCGUCACUGCUAUGCCAGGCAAGAGCUGGGCUCUCACUCCCACUCUGCCAUGUCCUCAUCAGGAAAAGCUGCCAUUGCCCCCUCCUGCCUCUCCUUCGAGUGCUUCGACACCCUGACCAAGUCGUGCAUCAAGUGCUCCGACCUGUUCAAGGACAACACAACCCCCAGGCCAGCCAGCCAGGUGAAAAAUGCUGCUGCACUCCGUCCUCCUUCAACUCUCCCCCCAGUCCUGACACUACUGGCAUCUCACCCCACAGCAGAGCCUACCCUGGCACCCACCCUGACCAGCACCCUCCUGACCUUCGGAGUCCCGGUGGUGGUGGGGUUCAUCCUGGUUCUGGCUGCCCUCUGUGGCUUCCUGGCCUGCAAGAUGGGAAAGCGGAGGAGAACAAGGAAGACAGCAGAUGAAGAGGACAAAGAAAACACAGACAUCGCCAGCCCCCUGCCUAGCCAGGACCCUGCCAUGCCAGAGGGAGAUGGUGCCCUGAGCCAAACUCCGUGCCUGUGUCUUGAUGAGAGCCUGAAGAUGCCAGGACCACCCAGGAAAGCCAAGGCAAAGCAGAGGCCAUGCUGCCAGGGCAGUGCUGACGGUGACAUUGUUCUGCUCUCCGCCGUGUACCCCCGGCCUGAGGAAUGCAACCACAGCUUCCCACUGCCCGCCACUGAGCUGGGGGCCACAGCACUGGUCACCACCAAAACCACCCAGAACUGUGCCAGAGAGGAGAGAGUCUGAGGGCAAGGGGAAUGGGGCUGGAGUGCUCUGGCCAACCCUUGUGGACAGUGACAGCCUGUUCCUGGGACAAGCAAAGCCUUCCGUGGGUAUGAGCUGUGUGAGAACCAGGCUUUGCCUUUAGCAAGAUCAGUCUUUUAAGAUGACUGUCCUUUUUGUGCUGAGUCCCAAGUUACACCUGUAAAUGCUGGAGGAAGCCAAAGUGGAUCAUGCUGAGUUACAAUGAACUGUUGACAGCUGCCAUGGCUGAACCAUUGGGAGGAGGCAGAGGAGACACAACUGGUGAGGGUGGAAUGUGGCAGGGACUGCUGUGCCAUUUGCAAGGCAGCUGUUGUGCCUGGACAGGUCUCACGCUGGAUGGGCAAUUGCUCUGGAACACCAGAAACUGUAGGGGGAAAGAAAGCAGGGAGUUACUUUAGGACCAAAUCCCACACAGCACCAGCUUGAUUUUUGCUACUGACCUCAAUAAAAGGAGACUUGAGGCCAUAUGAAGCAAGGCACAUCCAACAUCUA
Parus major (Great Tit) is the source of this 4173-nucleotide messenger RNA. RefSeq names its product TNF receptor superfamily member 13C (gene TNFRSF13C). Bases 2980 to 3663 code for a protein of 227 amino acids. NCBI's taxonomy places the organism in Eukaryota, Metazoa, Chordata, Aves, Passeriformes, Paridae. Gene Ontology annotation, cellular component: external side of plasma membrane. Gene Ontology annotation, molecular function: signaling receptor activity. Gene Ontology annotation, biological process: tumor necrosis factor-mediated signaling pathway; B cell costimulation; T cell costimulation. The transcript has 3 exons. The record is from RefSeq and is a predicted model, not a curated record.